GGUCGUCGCACGGCGGCCGCCCGGCGGGCAGUGCGAGUUCGUCGUCAGUCGGGUGGGGUGCGCCCGUCAGCCGCUCCUGCGCUCUGCCAGGUGUCCGAGGGGAGGAAGACUUUGUACAGGUCGAGGACUGUGAGGGGGAGCUGUGUCGCUCGGACUGUAUCCACGCCGUCAGCAGCCGUUUAUCGCAUAAGUCUCACAAGCCGGUCAAUCAUCUUCAGACAGCACGCGGCGGCUUGCAUCAAUCAGGGUCGGAGCGGGUGAUGUAUUGAAGCGGCUGCGACCCGCUGCUGACCUGGGCCGGCCAUGGGCGGACGCCGAGUGACCCGAGUGACCUGCCCGACGUGCAGUGCCGUCUGUCUGCUGCUGCUGGUGCUGCUGGUCGCACCGGCAGUCGCCGUCAAAGGUCCGCCGGUGCUGAAGCAGAAGGUCUCUCCUCACCUGGUGGUGCGUCUGGGGGAUGAUGUCCGUCUCAGCUGUCCCGUGGCCGCCACGCCUCCGCCCAUGCUGGAGUGGAAGAAGGACGGCACGCAGAUCCUGGACGCCUGGGACCGGUUCACCCUGAGCGAGAACAUGCUGCGCGUCUCGCGAGUCACAGAAGACGAUGCCGGAGUCUACGUCUGUAUUGCCGUCAACGGCUUCGGCACGAUGAGGGUGGCCACCGAGCUCUUCGUCAUCGACCCGAAGUCGUCCACACAGUACAACGGGCGCGGCGCGGGCGGCGGUGAGCGUGUCAUGGCAGAUAACCUGGUCACCUCGCUGGGUCGCCCGCCGGUGAUCCUGCUGCAGCGGCCGAGCGGCGCCGUGGUGCGCGGCCCGGUCGGCUCCCGACACCGCCUGACCUGCACCACAUCCGGCUACCCCGAGCCGCAGGUCAAGUGGUAUAAGAGUGGCCACGCGGUGCUGAAGUCGGUGCGGGUGCAGAUCCACGGGCCCACCCUGGUGUUCACCCAGCUCGUGCCCUCUGAUGACGGCGUCUACAUCUGCGUGGCCUCCAACGUGUUCGGCUCGGCCAACCACAGUUUCACGCUGCAGACCACAGAGCCGCUGUCACCGGACCCGGUAUUUCUGGCGGCUCCAGCCAACACCACGGUGCACGAGGGAGAGAUGGCCGUCCUUCAAUGCCGCAUACAGAGCAUCUCCAAGGCGCACAUCAAGUGGGUGCGCAAGCUGGGGCCCUCCGCCACGGACGGGUUCAACCAGACGGUGAUGAUUGGAGACGGCCGGUACGCGGUGCUCUCCGGGGGCGCCCACACGGUCCAGGAUGGCGACCGCUACCUCACCAAGCUGACCCUGCCGGCCGUCCGGCCCAGCCAUGAGGGUGUCUACGUCUGUAUGGCGGCUAAUGAGAACGGCUUCAGCGGCCGAGAGGCGUUCCUGCACGUGGCGCCAGCUCCCGCCGACUCGAUGCAGGCGCUGCUGAUCGCGCUGCCUGUGGUCGCGCUCGUGGGCUUCCUGCUCGGAGCCGUCUGCUGUCUGCAGCGCCGCCGUAAGGCGCUACCGCCACCUAGCGACGCCAAGCAGAAGCACUAUGCGUCGAGUCUGCCGCCAGGCGGCGCGCGGCAGCACUACGUGACGCAGCGCUAUGACAAAGACGGCGAGCGCUCGGUGCGGACUGUGCUCAUGCCGCCGACGCCGCUACCCGUCACAGACGACGGCAGCCUGUCGUCGCGCUCGACGAACGCGCCGCCGCCGCCGCCGGCGCCGUACGACUACCGGCACUUCCGGCACCUCGACGUCGUGUAGAGACCGGUGACGGCGGCCAGCAGAGGGCCGCACUGACUCUGAGGUGGACGGGUGUGUGUGGACGCCGCCGGGCGAGGCGAAAAGACGCUAACGGCCGGGACGUGACGAGUGCGUGGUGCCGAGGAGUGCGUGCUGAGUGAUGGAUGUUGUUUACCGCCGCGGUGCCGAGUGAUGACUGUUUUGUACCCUGACUGUGUUGUCGUUCGAGAUGUUCGGUACUGGUGUUGUGCGCUGUAUAGUUAAACGGGCCGAGACGUGUAGCCUCUGCCUGGGCGCCGUCGGAGGGCGCGAGCUUUGUAUCUAGUCAUGUGUCCGUGCGGGGAGGGCUGUGGGUGGGAUGAGGGAGGGAGGGAGGUCAGAAGCUACCGGCACUUGUGUCAAUACGCUGUCGCGACCCGCCGGCGCUCGCGUUAUAAUCGAUGUUAAUCGUUUCACGCAAUCGCUGGUACAGCAACAACUUUUAUUUAUAGCAUUCCUCGGAGAGCACAGUAAUAUACAGAUUUAUAGGUGA
Amphibalanus amphitrite is the source of this 2254-nucleotide messenger RNA. RefSeq names its product fibroblast growth factor receptor-like 1. The coding region runs from base 304 to 1743 and encodes 479 amino acids. Gene Ontology annotation, cellular component: axon; plasma membrane; neuronal cell body. Gene Ontology annotation, biological process: homophilic cell-cell adhesion; synapse organization. The transcript has 8 exons. Gene Ontology annotation, molecular function: axon guidance receptor activity. The record is from RefSeq and is a predicted model, not a curated record. NCBI's taxonomy places the organism in Eukaryota, Metazoa, Arthropoda, Thecostraca, Balanomorpha, Balanidae.